UUAGAUUUCAGUCUGUGAGACGCUGAUUGAGCUCGAUGGAGCCUGUGUGGUCUUCUCUGUCUCUCACAGUCUCUGAUUGUCGCUGAAGUGCCCCCGUAUCACGAGCAGACCCUUUCGGCCCCUGCCCAGGUCUGCUUCCUGGUAUGUAACGGCAAAAGGAAGAGGAGCCCCUGCCUGAGUUUCCAGUACCUGCCUGUCCAUAUCAAGACAGAAGACGCCAGCGAGGAGUUCGAGCCCAGAGCCCCCAGCCUGUGCCAUCGCCCAGCAGAGUACCCGUUGCCCCCUGGAGGAGGGUUGCUGGAAGCUCGAGACCUCGGCCCAGUCCCCCUACCGGGGGAUGAGGAGGAGGCGGCAGGACUUUCUGCAUUCCACCAGCAUCCUCUUGGCUUGGGCCCAAGACCUGAGUCCUACAGCCCGAGGCCCGAGGCCUGCGGCCAGCAGCCUGAGGCUUACAGCCUGAGGCCUGAGGCCUAUGGCAAGAGCCCUGAGGCCUACAGCAUGGGUCCUGAAGUCAGCAGUCCAAGGCCUGAGGCUUACGGCCAGGAGCCUGAGGCCUACGGCAAGGGGCCUGAGGCCUACGGCCCAGCCUGCCUGCUUGAGGCCCACGACGGGCUCUUCCAGCCGUCCAGGCCCUCGGCUCCAGGACAGCCUAUUGCCGGGUCCGAUGGCGGUCUCUUUCCCUGGGACCCACACCCCCACUGCAGCCCCUGCUCACCUCACAGGGCCGGGGGGCGGGCGGGCCUGGUCUCGCGGUCACCGGGCACGGGGUGCAGCGGAGAGAAGCAGGAGAGAGCGACGAUGACAGAGGAAGAGGAGGAGAUCCACGACUGCGAGGUCCCGUUCAGAACCAUCUCCAUCCAAGGUAUCACCCUGGAUGAUGUGAAUGAGAUAAUUGGACGUGAUCUGAGUGAGAUCCCCCAGACCGUGGGUGUGGACAGAGCUGUCGACGCACCGUGAGCAGGAGGGCCCUGUCGGUUUUCACUCUCUCUCCCUGACCCUCUCCGUGAGAGUACGGACACCUUCCCCGUGCUCCCGGCCUGGGGCUGACUCCUGGAGCUGAGAUACUGGGCUCCUGGGGCUCCAGGCAGACCCAAAGCCUUCAGAGCUGGCUCUUCCUUCUGGGACCAUCCCCAACACUCUCUGUCUCUCUCUCUCUUUCCCCCCCC
Molecule: messenger RNA, 1166 nt
Organism: Rhincodon typus (whale shark)
Lineage: Eukaryota; Metazoa; Chordata; Chondrichthyes; Orectolobiformes; Rhincodontidae
Product: nuclear factor of activated T-cells, cytoplasmic 3-like
Exons: 3
Coding region: 499-957 (152 amino acids)
Source: RefSeq, a predicted model, not a curated record